CAGAAUUAAAUUUAUUGCCAAGUAGGUUUUCACAUUGAAGGAAUUUGCUUUGGUCUAUUGGUGCAUAAAUAAGCAUAGUAGAGAAAAAUGAAAAAAUCUAUAAAAUAAAAGCUAAUUAAAAGCAAGUACUGUAACCACAACUGUACACUAACAAUGUCUAUUUAAAAUAUUAAAGCAACAACAGUAAACUUUUAUACUGCUUCGGUUUAUUAUUUUAUUUUUUUCCUAAGUGUCCAAAUUGUAAAAAAAACUUUCUGUUGUUGCCGUCUUUCUCUGCUGCUCUCCACUCCUCGCUUCAAUGUCGAGAACACUUCCGGGAAUUUUAACCGUUCUUGGCGAAAUGCAAUUGGGUGUAUAUUGGGACAGUACUCUGGCCGCAAAAAAUGACGUUUCACAAGGAUGCAAGAACACAAGUACAGACAAGAACACAGAUGUUAUACACAGCCAUAAAGUGUAAUGGCAUACCUGUGAAAAAUAUGUCAUGUUUGCGAAAUACAUAUUCCAUCAAAGUGUGGGUUUGUGAAAGCAGAACAAGACAGAAAUGAAAACUUGCAGGACAAGAGAGGAAGAAGCUACACCUGCCGACAGACUGUUGAGUCAAAUCGUUCCAUUAGAAAAAAACUGACUGUUAAAGAGCUUUAUUCUUCAAAGCAAAAAAAGAAAACAACAAUGUGGUCUAUAAUAUCAUAAGGGUCUAAACUAAUAAAAUGGAUCAUUUCAAGUUUAUUGGUCAUUUUGAGGAGUCUCUUAAACCUAAUGGAAUUGAUAAAGCCUUUUGUUUUCACUCAUAAAGUGUAGCAAAUGGGUAGAGAUUUUAAACACUAGAUAAAAAUAAAAAUUUAUCUAUAGAGUGGAGCGUGUGGCUGGAGGUCAGACAGGUUUGGUAAGAUGAGGUUAAGCCAUUUUGUGACGGAAGCAAGAGAGAAAACUCUAGUAACCAGACAGCUGUUGAUAAAACUGCAGCACUGACUACUGUAAUAAAUCUCACAGAAACUUUGUAUGAAAAUCAUCAAGGGGCAGGCAGAAGAUUCGAUAUAAAACACUGUCUCCUCCUUGGCCAGCAGAGAGAAGUGUAUUAAAAAUAACUAAACACAGCCAAAUGACAACAACAAUCUCCAGUGUGCUUCCUCUAUUAUUACUGCUACUUCAGUUACCACUAUUACUGCUGAGGAUGAAACUUUAAUGAUCUCUGUGGAAAACUAACACGCAUGCACGCAUGCUAUAAACAAGAAAAGUUGGCUUCUCAAGAACUGCUUAUGUCAGUAUAUGACACUUACUCAACCAUGAUGUUUUCUGUGUCAUCUUCCUCUGGCCACUUUUAACCUUCCUACACUGAAUAAAUGUGGUAUUGCCUGUUGUAUUUAUAUUUCGGACAGUCGGAUAAUUUCACUUAUCUUCUUACAGGUCAGAGCUGACGUUUAUAUGGACAAUAAUGAACUCAGAUAUUGGUUUAUAACAGCUGAUAAGACAGAUCCUUUUCCCAGUGAGCUCAUUGUGUAUUAUAAGAAUUCAAGUCCAAACGCAGACAAGACUGGUAUUGAUUUCCUUCCUGAUUUUUAGAAAAGGGAAGUUAAACCUGCAGUGCAUGAUGCCGUCCGUAUUGGAGUGUGUGUGGGGGGAGAAAUUCAUCUUAUGUUCAUUUAAGGACAUUGUUAUACAAUAACCUACACACAUGCGUGGUCUUUGUUAUUUUUUCCUCUCAAUCCUGACCCAAGUGUCUUCCAGCACCUCCAAAGUCAUUGGCCUCUGUGGGCACAAUGUCACUUUGUCCUGCAGGUAUGACACCAAAACUCAAGGCGUCCUGAGUUUCUGUUGGGGACGAGGGAAGGUGCCCAGGUCCAAAUGCUCCAAUACCAUCCUCUCCUCCCAGGAUGGGGCUGUACAAUUCAGGCAGUCCCCCAGGUACCAGCUGCUGGGCAGGGUGACAGAUGGAGAUGUGUCCCUGACCAUCCUGAAAGCUCAGUGGAGUGAUGCUGGUGUGUACGGUUGCAGGGUCGAAAUCCCAGGGUGGUUCAAUGACUAUAAGGUCAACACACAUCUGGUCAUGGUGGAAGCUCCCGUGCAACAACCCGUUACCGAGGCCUGGACACUUACUACUACUGGGACACAAGAAAUAUUGACAACAUCUGCAUCUAAAAAUGUAGAAGUCGGUGACCCAACAUUUGACACAAUUGGAAGUGUAACAAAUGAGGAAAAAUUCAAAGCCUUCCAGGAAGUGGGGAACAUUGGCAGGAUGGUAGCUAUUUUCUCCUUCACCAUCAUCAUAAUCCUCGUCUUUAUUUUCCUGAGAGGAUUUCUGCCGAGGAAGACACUUCAACAUCUCAACACCUCUGCUGCUGAGAACAUUUAUGAAAGCUUACCGAUGCUUGAGUGAUGGUCAACAUUACGAGAACAAAGGAGUCCACAGCUUUCUAUAAGGAAGUGCUUGCUGAAUGUGUCUGCUUGUCAUGUGCCAACUCUAUCCACCUUUCAAACUCGUAUCUGUUAAUCAUUAAUAGAGCGGAAAUUACCUAUUUCCCCAGUAAAGCAGCUUACAGCAUUGAAAAAGGCAAAUGUGUGUCAUAUGUGGCUGAGAAGAUGCAAAAAUAUCCUGCAGAUUAAUUAAUAAGCUUUUAUUUUCUGUCCGUCUGUUUUUCACGGCAAAACUAAUCUCACAGCCCUUAAAAGCUUGUGGAUGGUUCACACAUGUGGACACAAUGCCACCUACUGGACUUAAUACAUUAUUACUCGACUUAACAGUUUGGUUGGGGAAGAUGGGAUAGAGAAGGACGACAGUGUGGGAGAAAUGUCUAUUCCUGCUCUAUAUGUGUUGAAGAAAGUUGAUCUGAAUUGUGUAUUGAAAAACUAUUCCCAGUAAAGAGUCAAAUAAAUAGUAAAAUAAAAACACAUCGUGGACAGACUCA
Siniperca chuatsi (mandarin fish) is the source of this 2903-nucleotide messenger RNA. RefSeq names its product hepatitis A virus cellular receptor 1 homolog. Lineage: Eukaryota; Metazoa; Chordata; Actinopteri; Centrarchiformes; Sinipercidae. The transcript is spliced from 6 exons. Bases 1673 to 2374 code for a protein of 233 amino acids. The record is from RefSeq and is a predicted model, not a curated record.